This is a messenger RNA of Equus caballus (horse), 4200 nucleotides long. Its product is annotated as immunoglobulin superfamily DCC subclass member 3. Gene Ontology annotation, molecular function: protein binding. Gene Ontology annotation, biological process: cell-cell adhesion. The record is from RefSeq and is a predicted model, not a curated record. Lineage: Eukaryota; Metazoa; Chordata; Mammalia; Perissodactyla; Equidae.
AUGGGGCGGGAGCUGCUGCUGCUGCUGCUGCUCCAAGACUGGGGCCACACUGCAGGCUCCGAGCUGGCCUUCGUGCAGGAGCCGGGGGACGUGGUAGCCGUGAGGGAGCACCCACUGGUGCUGCCCUGCCAGGUGGAGGGUGAGCCUCCCGUGUCCAUUUCCUGGCAGCGGGAUGGGCUGGCCCUGGCUAACGACAGUGGUGCCACCCUGAUGCCGGAUGGCUCCCUGCACCUGGCUGCCCUGCCUUCCCGCCGGAGCCUCCCCUCCCGUGCCCAUGAGUACCACUGUGUGGCCCAGAACCGCUAUGGGCGACUGGUGAGCCGGCGGGCUCGGGUACAGCUGGCAAGUCUGUCUCGCUUCCACCAACAUCCAGAGUCCGUCGAGGUGGAGCAGGGUGGAGUUGCCCGCUUCCAGUGCCUGAUCCGGGGGGUGCCUGAGCCCUCCAUUUCCUGGGAGCACAAUGGCAUGGCCCUGAGUACUGCUGACCACCGGAUCACACUGCUUCCUGGUGGCAUCCUCCACAUCACCAGCGUGAGCCAAGCUGACGUGGGCACCUACCGCUGCGUGGCCCACAACGUGGCCAACACCCGCCACAGCCAGGAUGCCCAGCUGAGCCUGACAGGUGCUUUGGGAUCCCCGCGGCUGCUGCAGGAGCCGGAGAUCCUGUCGGGGCCUCAGAACCUGACACUCACGGUGCACCAAACAGCAGUGCUGGAGUGCAUCGCCACCGGCCACCCACAGCCACUUGUCUCCUGGAGCCGCCUGGAUGGCCGUUCCAUUGGCGUGGAGGGCAUCCAAGUCCUGGGCACCGGGAACCUUAUGAUCUCUGACGUGUCAGUCCAGCACUCGGGCGUCUACGUCUGCGCUGCCAACCGGCCAGGCACUCGCGUCCGGCGCACGGCGCAGGGUAUCCUGCUGGUGCAGGCUCCCCCCAAGUUUGUCCAGUGGCCACAGUCCUUGUCCAAGCCUGCAGGCAGCAGCGCCAUCUUCACUUGUGUGGCCCAGGGUGUCCCUGAGCCCCACCUGAUCUGGUUGAAGAAUGGGAAGGUGCUGAGUCCUGGGGAUAACAUUCAGCUGACCCAUAACAACAGCACACUGAUGCUGGCAGGGAUCUCAGUUGAGGACGAGGCCAUCUACCAAUGCGUGGCAGAGAAUAGUGCGGGCUCCAACCAGGCCAGUGCCCACCUGGCUGUGACAGGGGACCCAGAGCCACCCCCCGCCCCCAGGGGCCUGCGGGCUAUGGCUCUCUCCGCCUCUGCCAUUCGAGUGUCCUGGGAACCACCCCCCUCCAAUGGGGACAUCAUCGGCUAUGUGCUGCAUCUCCGGCCUGUAGGAGAGCCAGCUGGCUCAGAGCUCCAAGAGGCCGUGGGCAAAAGCACCUUUGAGCAUGUCUUCUCCAACCUGGAGCCUGCCACAGUCUACUCGAUCCACUUGUGGGCCUACUCAGCAGAGGGUGCCAGCCAGGACUCUGCCUCCAUCCACGCCUCCACCAUGGGCAGCACCCCUGCUGCCCUGGGCUUCUCCGCCAAAGUGCUCAAUGCUACCUCCGUGCAGGCCUCCUGGGAGCUGCCACCCCAGCUGGGACCCAUCCAGGGCUUCAAACUCUUUCACCGCAAACUGCCAGCUUCCCAUUUUGAGGGGCCCCUGCUCCUGGCCAGCAGUGUCAGCUCCUUCCUCUACACAGAUCUGGAGCCAGCUGCUCUCUAUGAGAUCAAGCUCCAGGCAUUCAAUGGCAACGGGGAUGGUAACAGCAGUGUUCGUUUUGUCUCUUUGCGUGAUGUGCCCCUGACCACCCCUGGUGAGUGGGGUCCGGCUGGGUGCUCUUGCAGCCAGGAUGAGAGCAGCUCGCUGCCUGGGGUUAUGGUGGGCAUCCACGUGGGCCUGGCUGCCCUCAUCGUUUGCCUCCUCUGCCUUCUCCUGGGCUGGAAACAUAGGUAAGGGCCAGGAUGGCUAAUGUGGAAAACUGCUAGAAAGACAGUCUACAUUACUGUGGCACAGGGCCAAAGAGCAGGAAAGAGCCCUUAUCCAUUACUAAUCCAUUUUACAAAUGAGGAGACUGAGGCAGAGGGGGAGAGCCAGUUCUUCUCAGAGCUGUGUGGUAUCAGCAGUGGCAGGAGGCCUGGUGGGCUGCAUAAAGCAGGGCAGAGAACACUGUGGCUCUCAAGGCAGGGGACAGGUGGCAGAAGUGGGCCAGAGCCAGAGCCCUGGCAUCCUGUGCAGAAGGAUGGGGCUCAGCUUCUCCAUCCCUGGGGAAUAUGGAACAGGAUGAAGGGCUGGGGCUGAUGGAUAUGAAGCCAGAGGGAAGCCCCAGACAGGUCAUGGUGCUGACUCUUCCUAUCUGGGCAGCCUCCUCUGCAGACAGGGGUCCCGAGAGUGCUGGGCAGUGCCUCAGACUGCCUCGGUCAGAGCUGGGGGCCAUGGAAGCCAGGCUCCAAGUGGAGGGAAGCCAGGGGAGAAGACUGAACUCGUCACUCAGGUGAGGGAGAUUCAAGUGAGGGGGAGUGGGUAGGGCAAUGUGGUAUGUUUUCAGGCCCUGGGGCUCAGGCCUGACCACCUCCUUCCUCCUCAGGUGACUGUGGAACAGCCCUAGGGCCCUCCGAGUUGGCUCCCUCCAAGAUGCCACUAACUCUGGCUCCACCAAAGAAUCUACGUCACUUGUCCCUGUCACCCGGAGUCAGGAAAAGAACCAAAGGUCCCUCAGCCCCUCUCCGGGGAGGGGCAGGCCUGACCAUAGGGAGAGAGAAGAGGGUGUGGUUUCUCUGUUCCUCCCUCUUUCUCAAGAAAUGGGGAAAUCCCUAUCCUUAUCCCCAACACACCAAAUAACUUCAAAGGAAACCAAGCUCAGCUGGGAGUUAGCCCCAACCCCGACACUCCUGCCUCAUAACCCCAUCCAAUAUAUCCUCUUGAUCCAAACAUGAACCUACCCAAAGAUAAACAGCUUUAAGGAUUCCCCCCAAAGUGGGGAGGCAGGGCCAGAGGCUCUGCCUAUCACCUCCAUCUCAUAACCAGGAUCUCUAGUCUGAAAUGUCAGUUUCUGUCUCCUCAUGGCCAAGCUGAGGUCUGACCCAGGGACAGGCAACCUGCAUUCCUUGUGGUCUGAGUGUGCAGGUGGACAAAGGGGAUGCUGAGUUCCUUGUCCCCUUGCCCCCAAACCCUAAGAGUUCUGAACAUUCGAGCUCCCAUGAGCCGCUUCUCUGAGCAACCAAAUACCCAUCUCCCCAUUCCCAGAUCCAAAGCAUCGGCCCCUCUUCAGGGGCAUCCCUCCCCAUUUGAUUUCUAUUUUUGAAAGGAGAGAUAGUUUGAUUUGGGGUUUUGAUGGCCUUGAAUCCCUUGCAGAAUGAGCACAGAGGCUGUGGAGCACCCCACCCAUAUAUUUCCAAUUCUAGUGUCCAAAGAGCACCUCUUCCCCACUCCUCCCUCUGCCAGCCUACGGCACCCAGGGCCCCACUGUCCCUCCUCAUCCAGCUCUACCAUACCCUAAAGCCAAAGCCUCAGGCUCUCCUUCUAUCAGCCUCUCCCUCUAGAGCUGUACAGUAUUGUGCCAAAAAGUGGGGAGGGUCUUGGAGGAAGAAAAACCUAGGGCUUAGGGGACCCCAAACAUUGUCUCCUCUGUGCUCUUGUAGAGUGUUGCUAGUACCAAUGACAAGAUUCCAGCAAGGCUGGGCCCUGCCCUUCCACAACUGCUCCUUCUGCAUGAGGGGCAAAAACAGCUUUAACUAAGACAUGUGGCAGGGGACCAAGGGGUUAAGAACAGCCCCAACUUUCGAGUUCUUGAGGAAAUCACACCCUUCUCUGGGUGGGCCUGGUCUAAGUGCUUUGUUGGAAAUAAAAAACAAAAAUGGAAAAAAUAAAUUAGGAUCUGGUUAGCGUUCUGGGUUGAAAGGAAAACCUGGGAGACUGGGGUGAUGAAGUGCUAAGACACAGCAGUUCAAGGUCUUUCAGGGGAUGCUGCAUUCACAUUAAGGAACCAUACUGCAGUUUGCUAAGAGCAGAGCAGCUCACCUGGAGAAACCAGCAUGUCACAAAGGAUUCAGUUACUAGAUACUAGAGCAGUGUGAAGGGAAGGGCCAAGGACAGCUAGGGGACACCUCUCUCUAGGACAGAAUGGAGACCCAGCCUCUGGGUUAAAUGUUGCCUCCUGGGGGCCGGCCCCGUGGCCGAGUGGUUUAAGUUCGUGCGUUCCGCUUCAGCCGCCCGGGG